Harpia harpyja (harpy eagle) is the source of this 777-nucleotide messenger RNA. It is a transcript of the gene SYCN, whose product is annotated as syncollin. Gene Ontology annotation, biological process: exocytosis. Lineage: Eukaryota; Metazoa; Chordata; Aves; Accipitriformes; Accipitridae. Gene Ontology annotation, cellular component: secretory granule membrane. The record is from RefSeq and is a predicted model, not a curated record.
AUGCGUGGGCACUCGGACACGCAUGAGCACCCCGAUGGGGGGAUGUGCACCCGGGGGACUUGUGCAUGCCCCGACAUGCAUGUGGCAGCAGUGCUGGUGGUGCUGGCAGCGGCGGUGCUGGCAGGGGCCGAGGCGCAGUGCCCGGCCCCCUCCAACCUGCGGACGGCCAACGGCACCCACAUCUGCGCCCAGCUCUACACCGACAACAGCCCCUACUAUGACCAGUGCUGCGGGAGUCCGCCCUCGUGGUUGUACCCUGGCUCCGACGUCCCCUACAUGCCCCCCGGCUGGGUCACCGCCGUCUCCUCCUUGGUGGUGGGCACCCGCUGCGAGCUGACUGUCUGGUCUCGGGCCAGCAAGAAGGGGAAGAGCCGGAGUUUCGGGGCCAGCACGGUGCCACGGUUGCAGGAGGUGCGGCGGGGGCUCUUCGGCAACUGGAACAACACCAUCAGGGGCUUCUACUGCCAGUGCCGCUGAGGCAGGCGGCACGGGGCAGCGCAGGUCAACACCAGUCAACAUGAGUCAGCACGAGUCAACGCAGGCCAAUGUGAGUCAACACAGGCCAAGACAAGUCAACAUGAGUCAACAUGGGCCAAGAAAAGUCAAUGUGAGUCAACAGGGGCCAAGACAAGCCAACGUGGGCCGAGACAAGCCAACACAAGUCAAAUCGAGUCAACGCGGGCCAAGACAAGUCAAUGUGAGUCCACACAGGUCACCGUGAGUCCACAUGGGUCAAGGCUGACAGAUGUGGGGCUGACAUGUUGAUGUGGCAGUGCC